AAGCCAGGGUCAUUUACAAAUUUCCGUCGCUCCAUCCAAAAUAAAGCCCCCAAAACCCUGACCUCUAAUCCUCAAUGUCCCUCUCUCUCUCGUCUGCUAGGGUUUUUGCACCGACGGAAGACAUGGCUUUUCGUGUAGUCUGUCGCUCUCUCCUCUCCAAGCAAACCCGAGCUUCUCUACUCGUUUGCUCCUCCCCCUCCCUCCCUGUGCCUCGUCCUCGGUCCCUUCUCCCUUCCUCUACUUUUUCUCUCAGCCUCCGCUCCCUGGUCGCCGCUGGCCACCUCUCUCGGUCGCCGACCGCUUCCCUCCGAUGCUUCUCGACUCGCCAGACGGCGUCCUCUCUCAACGAUCCGAGCCCCAACUGGUCAAACCGUCCUCCCAAAGAGACGAUCUUGCUCGAUGGGUGUGAUUUCGAACACUGGCUAGUUGUGAUGGAGAAGCCUGAGGGUGACCCCACGAGAGACGAUAUUAUCGAUAGCUACAUCAAAACCCUCGCGAUGGUGGUCGGAAGUGAGGAAGAAGCUAGGAUGAAGAUUUACUCUGUCUCAACAAAGCACUACUUUGCUUUUGGGGCCCUUGUUUCUGAAGAGCUUUCAUACAAGAUCAAAGAAUUGCCCAGAGUCCGUUGGGUUCUUCCUGAUUCUUAUUUGGAUGUUAAGAAUAAAGAUUAUGGAGGGGAGCCUUUUAUUGAUGGGAAGGCUGUUCCCUAUGACCCCAAGUACCAUGAGGAAUGGGUAAGAAACAAUGCACGUGCCAAUGAGAGAAACAGGCGCAAUGACAGACCUCGCAAUAUUGAUAGAUCAAGGAACUUUGAAAGAAGAAGAGAGAAUAUGCAGAACAGAGUGCAGAGGGGUAACAUGCCUCCUUUCCAGUCUCCUGUGCCCAACACAGUAGGAAUGCAGCAGUCCAACAAUGCGAGUGGGAUGCCACCAAACAAUGCAGCAGCAAGUGGAAUGCCACAACCCAACAACAUGAGUGGUGUGCCGCCUCCCAAUACUGGUGUACCACAGUCGAACAACAUGCCGCCGCCCUACAACCCUGGUGGUCUUCCACAACGCAACAUCGGUGCUAUGCCUCAGCCUCACAACAACCCUGGGAUGCCACAGCCUCACAACAAUCCAGGUAUGCCACAGCCUCACAACAACCCUGGGAUGCCACAGCCUCACAACAAUCCAGGUAUGCCACAGCCUUACAACCAACCUGGUAUGCCACAGCCCAACAACAUGAGCGGCAUGCCCUACAACACAUCUGGGGUCCCACAAGCCAAUAAUAUGAGGGGUAUGCCUCCCAACAAUAUGAGUGGGAUGCAGCCCAACAUGGGUGGAGGAAUGCCACAGAACAACAAUAUGGGUGCAGUGCAGAGUAAUAUGGGGAGAAUGCCUCCACCCCCAAGUGCAGGAUGGUCCACUAAUGUGCCCAGCAAUGAUGCGUGGAACACAUCAAACUUUCAGAACAGGGAUGCUCCAAACAAUGGUAACAUGAGCUACCAAAACAGGGAAAUGCCUGGUGCAGUUGCCAACAGAGAGUAUCAGGAUAAUUACAACCCAACUAGGGACGUGUGAAGCAUUUUUUGUUGAAACCGCUCACAGCCAGCUUGAAGUAUGCCAAUGGAGAGAUUGAUAUUGCUUGUUUUUUUUUAUCUCUGUUGUGCGUUGUUCUUAUGAAGUGUAAGUAUACCCGUGGACUCUGAAUUUAUGGAAUUCCUUGUGACAGAAACCUUUGUCGAAUGGGUUGGCCUUCAUAAGGUGCAAGCUCAGUUUGUUCAGGCUAUGAUAGGCUAUGUUAUUGAAUUAAAAUGUUGAAAUUUUGGAUGCUUGAA
This is a messenger RNA of Malania oleifera, 1819 nucleotides long. Its product is annotated as multiple organellar RNA editing factor 8, chloroplastic/mitochondrial. The transcript is spliced from 4 exons. Gene Ontology annotation, biological process: cytidine to uridine editing; mitochondrial mRNA modification. Bases 75 to 1562 code for a protein of 495 amino acids. NCBI's taxonomy places the organism in Eukaryota, Viridiplantae, Streptophyta, Magnoliopsida, Santalales, Ximeniaceae. The record is from RefSeq and is a predicted model, not a curated record. Gene Ontology annotation, cellular component: mitochondrion.